AGUCAGUUCUGCCUCGCGGCAACCGCCCCCUCCUGCACGUCUCGCCGAGCCAGCGCCCGCGCCCGCGCCUGGGAUUGGGCCGCAGCCUCCUCAGCAGCCUCCCGCGGUCUGCCGACCAUGGAUCCCCGCAAAGUAAACGAGCUUCGGGCCUUCGUGAAAAUGUGUAAGCAAGAUCCGAGCGUCCUGCACACCGAGGAGAUGCGCUUCCUGAGGGAGUGGGUGGAGAGCAUGGGGGGUAAAGUACCACCUGCUACUCAUAAAGCUAAAUCAGAAGAAAAUACCAAGGAAGAAAAAACAGAUAGUAAGAAGACGGAGGAAAACGUAAAGACAGAUGAGCCAUCAAGUGAGGAAAGCGAUCUAGAGAUCGACAAUGAAGGUGUAAUUGAACCAGACACUGAUACCCCUCAAGAAAUGGGAGAUGAAAAUGUAGAGAUAACUGAAGAGAUGAUGGAUCAAGCAAAUGAAAAGAAAGGGGCUGCCAUUGAUGCUCUAAAUGAUGGUGAACUGCAGAAAGCCAUUGACUUGUUCACAGAUGCCAUCAAGCUGAAUCCUCGCUUGGCCAUUCUGUACGCCAAGAGAGCCAGUGUCUUCAUCAAAUUGCAGAAGCCAAAUGCUGCCAUUCGAGAUUGUGACAGAGCCAUUGAAAUAAAUCCUGAUUCAGCCCAACCGUACAAAUGGCGAGGGAAGGCGCACAGACUUCUGGGCCAUUGGGAAGAAGCAGCCCAUGAUCUUGCCCUUGCUUGUAAACUGGAUUAUGAUGAGGAUGCAAGUGCAAUGCUGAAAGAAGUUCAGCCAAGGGCCCAGAAAAUUGCUGAACAUCGGAGAAAGUAUGAGCGAAAACGUGAAGAACGAGAGAUCAAAGAAAGAAUAGAAAGGGUUAAGAAGGCUCGAGAGGAGCAUGAAAAAGCCCAGAGGGAAGAAGAAGCCAGACGGCAAUCAGGAGCUCAGUAUGGCUCUUUUCCAGGUGGCUUUCCUGGGGGAAUGCCUGGUAAUUUCCCAGGAGGGAUGCCUGGAAUGGGAGCCGGGAUGGCAGGAAUGCCUGGGCUCAAUGAGAUUCUUAGUGACCCAGAGGUCCUUGCGGCCAUGCAGGAUCCAGAAGUUAUGGUGGCCUUCCAGGAUGUGGCCCAGAAUCCUGCAAAUAUGUCAAAAUAUCAGAGUAAUCCAAAGGUUAUGAAUCUCAUCAGUAAAUUGUCAGCCAAAUUUGGAGGUCAAGCAUAAUGCUCACCUGACAAAGCCCUUCCUAAAAGAAAAGCAACCUAGAUCACUUAAUGGAUGUCGCAAUAAUACAAACCGGUGUACCUCUGACCUCAUCAGGAGAGCUGGGGUGCUUUGAAGAUAAUCCCUUCCCCUCUGCAACAAAUGGAGCUGAAGUGUUUUACAAUGGUUUUCCAUUAGGGUAUUCAUUCAGAUAAUGUUUUCCUACUAGGAAUUACAAACUUUAAACAGUCGUGUGUCCCCCCCCCCCCCCGUACUGGGAAUUGAACUCAGGGCCUCGUGCUUACCAGGCAGGCACUAUGCCACUGAGCUAUAUCCCAAGCCCCAUAAAUACUUUUUAAACCUCAAAAAAUAUUUCAAACACUCAGAGGGUCCUAUUAAUCCCUAAGUUUUUCUUUAUUAGUCAUUUUAGAUUUUACCUUUGAAUUACUGAGCAAGGAAGAUACUUAUGUAUGAAGAUUUAUAGCUGUAGUAUGAGUAAAAUAAAGUUCUUUUUGGUGGGAAGCAAAUCUCAUUUAAGAAGAUACAGUUUGAGUUGGAUAUAUGGUUACCAACGUAUUUUGAUUUGGCUUUUUUUUUUUUAAAGAUUUCUGUUUUUUUAAGAUGAUUUACUUCAGUAUAACUAUUGGGACCACCAGUAUUUGAAUAUGAUCUUGAUAGGGACUGGAAAUACUGGUAGGGCAGCAUCAGUCUUACACAGUGUUUUAUAUAAUAUGCACCCUUUAAGCCACAGUGGAGCUCUGUUCUUUUCCAAAAUACCAAAUAAAUAUUUCAUACUAUUUCCACUAGGGAAAAUA
Chinchilla lanigera (long-tailed chinchilla) is the source of this 2012-nucleotide messenger RNA. RefSeq names its product suppression of tumorigenicity 13 (colon carcinoma) (Hsp70 interacting protein) (gene St13). The transcript is spliced from 12 exons. The record is from RefSeq and is a predicted model, not a curated record. Bases 118 to 1218 code for a protein of 366 amino acids. Lineage: Eukaryota; Metazoa; Chordata; Mammalia; Rodentia; Chinchillidae. Gene Ontology annotation, molecular function: protein dimerization activity; Hsp70 protein binding.